UGUCUAAUAAAUAUAAAUAAUCAAGCAUAUUUGUUCAUCUGUGAUGCACUUCUCAUCAUAUACAAAUGAUGUUGAUGCACAUUAUCACAACCUCUAAUCUUUAGAAUUUGGAGCACUUCUCUCCAAGCUGCAUUUUUCACUCCUAAAACAAAUUUUUUCUAUGGGCACUUGUGCCACAGUCUCUUGCUUCUUAUUUUGCUCUUCAUUUUGGAACUAUAAAUCUUUGCCAAAUGCCCAAGUUUUGACAUUUGAAAUAUUUUGGCUUUCCCUUGUGCCAACAAUCUUUUUACUCAUGACCAAUCUUGUAGCAAUGAUUACAUUGCAUUUUAGUACAUUUCCCUUUUUUUUUUCUCCAUUUUCUUCCUCCCCCAUUGAUCUCCGUUGAUCUAAUGCAUUAAGAGCAUUGACCAACUCUGACUAUGUUAUUAUGGAUAGGUCCUUAGAAUGUGCAAGUGAGGAAAUUAUAUACUCAUAUUUUCCGGAAACACUUACUACUCCCUCCGUCCCAAAAUAUAGUUACCAUUUUCCAUUUUUCAUGGUAAUUUAAGAGGGAUAGUAAAGAUUUUUUGUUUAUUUAAAUAAAUGUUGUAUGGGAAAAGAUGAUUUUAGGAGAAGGAGUGGAAAAGAAUUGGUGAAAGAACAUUAAUUGUAACUUUUUGGUUGAAUAAACAAAGGAAAAAACAAAAUUCAAGAAGCAAAUAAAUGAUGGGAUACGAUUUUUCUUGACAAAUUACGGGAAAAUGUGGAACUAAAUAUGAAAAUGGGAACUAUAUUUUGGAACGGAGGGAGUACAAUUUUAUCAACUACUGUCACAUUGGAAAAUAUUUCAGCGAACAAUACUAAUUUGAUUAACAAUAUUCAUAAGCUUACUCACAUAUUCUUUAAUGGUUUCGCUCUUUCUCAGUUUUUGCAUAUAAAAUUCUCUUAUUAAAUGAAAGUUGGUGAUAAUGUGCAUCAACAAAAUUGUGUUAGUGAUGAGAUCAGAUGUCCAUCACAAUAUUGAAGAAUAUUGAAGAGACUUGCUUCGAAAAUAUCUCAAAAAUAUGAAGCAAGGAAGUGUAUUGGAAUAUUGCUUCAAAUUAGUGGUUGAUUAGUUACUAUUGUUUAAGAGCAUGUGUUAGUUGCUUAAGAUUCUUGAUGUUAGUGUACUUAGUGAGGCAAUAUGGCUACCUACUAAAUAUGAUCUAUUAUGGGAUUAUUUUUCCUAUUUUAUAGUAAGUGGUUAUUUUGCCUAGUUAUAGAACACCUUCUUAUAUACGUUAUAAAUGGAAUGAAUAUUAGUUGAAUUAUGCAAGGGCAUACAAAACCCUUUUUUAUUUUCUUUUUCAUUUUGUUUAGCUACCCGUGAGAACUGAUGUCAAUCAUUAAUCAAUACACUCUGCACUAUAAAUUAUAACAUUCCCACGCAAUUCCCUCAUUUAUGAUUUAUCACCCCAGAAAUUAAGCAUCACUACUAGUUUCAUCACCAACUUCUAAGUGAAACAUACUUGAGCUAAAAUAAUGAAAAGUGGGAGGCAAAUUAUACACCUCUAACUCCAAUCACAUUCUUACAAAGAGCUGCUAUGUCUUAUGCUGACCGUAACUCCAUCAUAUACGGUGGAGCUCGGUUCACCUGGCGGCAGACCUACGACCGGUGCCGACGCCUCGCUUCUUCCCUCCGCUCCCUUGGCGUAGCCAAAAAUGACGUGGUAUCAGUAUUGGCUCCAAAUAUACCAGCAAUGUACGAAAUGCACUUUGCAGUGCCAAUGGCUGGUGCUGUGCUAAACACCAUCAACACUAGACUUGAUGCCAAUACUAUCAAGGCUAUUCUUAACCACUCGGAAGCUAAGAUCUUUUUUGUGGACUACGAGUACAUCCCCUUGGCUUACGAAGCAGUUCGCCUCUUAGAGAUCGAUUCUUCAGUUUCGAAAAACUCAACACAUAAACUAUCUAUUGUUACCAUUAGGGAGAUUGAUUCUCCUAACAUAAGCGAGAAUUCUGUUACUUUGACAAAUGUUGAUGCUCAUCUAAACAGAAGGUAUGAUACUCAACUAGACUAUGAAGAAUUGAUUAGCUCGGGAAAUGUAGAUUUCGAACCGAUGAAACUUGAGGAUGAGUGGGAUCCCAUUGCUCUUAACUACACCUCUGGUACAACAUCAUCACCUAAAGGAGUAGUAUAUAGUCAUCGAGGUACUUACCUAAGCACUUUAAGCAUGAUAUUAGGUUGGGAAAUGGGCACGCAACCUGUUUACUUGUGGACCGUACCAAUGUUCCAUGGUCAUGGAUGGACUUUCACAUGGGGGAUUGCGGCUAGAGGUGGGACUAAUGUUUGCAUACGCAACACAACCGCGUCUGUAAUUUACCAAAGCAUUGCACUUUAUGGGGUUACCCACAUGUGUUGCGCACCCAUCGUGUUAAACAUGCUUCAACAGGUCGAUCCCAAAGAUCGCGAGAAGUUCAAUAGGUCGACUCAAGUUAAAGUCCUUACUGGUGGAGCCUCUCCACCAACGAAGUUAUUAAAAGAGAUGGAGGAGUUAGGCUUUGAUGUGAUGCAUGCUUAUGGCCUUACAGAGUCUACAGGUUGCGCAUUAAUGUGCGAGUGGCAGAGCAAGUGGAACCACCUUUCACAGGAUGAACGAGCACGAUUAAAGGCUCGUCAGGGGAUUAGUGCACUAAACAUAGCGGAUGUUGAUAAAAUACAAAUCACAAUGCAAAGUGUGCCACAUGAUGGGAAAACAACAGGGGAGAUUGUAUUGCGCGGUAGUAGCAUAAUGAAGGGAUACUUUAAGAAUGACAAGGCAACCUCAGAAGCAUUUGCAGGUGGGUGGUUCCAUACUGGGGAUGUAGGUGUGAUCUACCCUGAUGGAUAUAUAGAGAUAAUGGAUAGAUUAAAAGAUGUAAUAAUUUCGGGUGGCGAAAAUAUUAGUAGUGUGCAAGUUGAAGGGGUGAUUUCUCGACAUCCAAAUGUAUCCGAGGUCGCGGUUGUGGCAAUGCCACAUCCACGAUGGGGUGAAAGCCCUUGUGCGUUUGUGGUGGAAAGUGCAACACAUAGUAAAAGGGUGACAGAACAAGAGGUCCUCUUAUAUUGUAGAGGUAAUCUUCCACACUAUAUGGUACCCAAAAUGAUUUGUUUUGUGAAGGAGCUCCCAAAGACUUCUACCGGAAAAGUUCAGAAAGGAAAAUUACGGGCAAUUGCAAAAAACUUUGAUGUAAAAACCUCGAAUAAUCAGCUUCAAAUGAACAAAAAAGCCAUUGACUCGCGUCUAUAAUGCAUGCAAAUUAAUGUCAUAUACGGAUUUGCCUCCUUUUCCUUGCCUUUACCUGUUAAGAAUAUUCUUUCAAUGUAGCAGUUGAUAGAAAUUUAGUCAGUUAGUUGUGCUUCCUUAGCUUAAUCUUAGCAGCACUGGCUAAAAAUCAAAAAGCAUGUUUUUAGUAUUUGUUUUUUAGAAUACUAAGUAUGGUUUAGUGGACUAGUGGUCUAGUGAGCCAUGUUUUACCACUCACCUUUUGUAUUUCUUUUUGUUUUCAGUUCUAUAAUUAGAUAUUAUGUAGAGAGUUGUUUUGUUUCCUUUUAAUAUUAAUGAGAAGAUUUGGCAGUAGCUUUACUUA
This is a messenger RNA of Beta vulgaris subsp. vulgaris (sugar beet), 3588 nucleotides long. Its product is annotated as trans-cinnamate:CoA ligase, peroxisomal. Lineage: Eukaryota; Viridiplantae; Streptophyta; Magnoliopsida; Caryophyllales; Amaranthaceae. The record is from RefSeq and is a predicted model, not a curated record.